Osmia lignaria (orchard mason bee) is the source of this 6025-nucleotide messenger RNA. RefSeq names its product Kainate-type ionotropic glutamate receptor subunit 1D (gene KaiR1D). The record is from RefSeq and is a predicted model, not a curated record. Lineage: Eukaryota; Metazoa; Arthropoda; Insecta; Hymenoptera; Megachilidae. Gene Ontology annotation, molecular function: ligand-gated monoatomic ion channel activity; signaling receptor activity. Gene Ontology annotation, cellular component: membrane. Gene Ontology annotation, biological process: monoatomic ion transport.
AAAACGGCACUAAAGCGAACACGCAGCUGCCGAGGCCAGACUCCGCCGCUCGGUCCAGUUUGCCUUCCGCUCUCGUUUGGCAUAGUGUCGCGGCGACCAGGCGUCGUCAUCGCGUUUACACGCUCCUCCACGGCCCCCCUAACGCGUGUCCUCCACCUCCUGUCUCCCGUCGGCAACCAGAUCAAAUGGAUAAUUCGUCUACCACCGACACAGUACGAAGACAAUCUCGCGCUGGUGGAUAAUCGUGUGAAAGAAAGUUGCAGCCGUUGGCUGGUGAUAGUUCUCGAACUGUUCUACAAGAAAGUUUCCAGCAAGAGGAGUAAUCCUCGACGGAGGAUCGCCGAGUACUUGGGGUACCGUGGUUCUGGGACAACGAGAUCCAGAAAGCGGUGUGAGUCCCUACGGCAGAAGAGAGGCGCAGGCUCCCGCGGGGGGGCGCACGGGGAGGCGGUGUGGCGGACCGGAACCGGAAAUGGCUGCGAGGUGGCUCCUGCUGGCGCUCCUCGCCGCCCACGCCGCGGCUCUUCCUGAUAUCAUUAGGAUAGGUGGGCUGUUUCAUCCGUCGGACGACAAACAGGAAGUGGCCUUUCGUUAUGCCGUAGAAAAGAUCAACGCCAACCGAGACAUCCUUCCCAAGUCUCGUCUCAGCGCCCAGAUUGAGCAAAUAAAGCCGCAGGAUAGUUUUCACGCCUCCAAGCGUGUGUGCCAUUUGCUGCGGAGCGGAGUUGCGGCGAUUUUUGGGCCUCAAAGCGCGCACACUGCCUCCCAUGUGCAAAGCAUCUGCGACACCAUGGAAAUUCCACAUUUGGAGACACGAUGGGACUACAGACUCAGACGACAGAGCUGCCUCGUCAACCUUUAUCCGCAUCCUACCACCCUUUCCAAGGCGUACGUUGAUUUGGUAAAAGCCUGGGGCUGGAAGAGUUUCACCAUCAUCUAUGAGAACAACGAAGGCUUGGUACGAUUGCAAGAGCUCCUGAAGGCACACGGACCCAGUGAAUUUCCUAUUACGGUCAGACAACUCAACGAGGGCUCGGAAUAUCGGCCGUUGCUGAAGCAGAUAAAGAACUCGGCCGAGUCGCACAUUGUACUGGAUUGCUCCACCGAGAGGAUUUACGACGUGUUGAAGCAGGCGCAGCAAAUAGGGAUGAUGAGCGACUAUCACAGUUACCUUAUCACCUCUCUGGACCUGCACAGCGUCGAUUUGGAGGAAUUCAAGCACGGCGGGACCAAUAUCACUGCCUUUCGAUUAGUGGACCCGGAGAAGCCGGAAAUUCAAAAGGUCGUGCAAGAUUGGAUCUACGGCGAGAAACGUUAUAACCGGGAGCUCGAUAUGGGACAAAGCUCCAACAAGAACAACCUCACCUGCAUAAAGACUGAAACCUCGCUGAUGUACGACGCUGUGCACCUGUUCGCGAAAGCUCUCCACGAUUUGGACACGUCCCAGCAGAUCGACAUUAAACCGCUGUCCUGCGAAUCCACCGACACCUGGCCGCACGGAUAUUCCCUCAUAAACUACAUGAAAAUCGUGGAAAUGACUGGUCUGACAGGAAUUAUAAAGUUCGAUCAUCAGGGAUUUCGCUCGGAUUUCAUUCUGGAUAUCAUCGAACUCAAUAACAAGGAGGGUUUGAAGAAGAUAGGAACGUGGAACAGCACGAAAGGUAUAAAUUUUACGAGAAGCUACAAAGAGGAGUAUACUCAGAUCGUUGAGAAUCUUCAAAACAAGACAUUCAUCGUGACGACCAUAUUGAGCGCACCAUACUGCAUGAGGAAGGAUUCGAGCGAGAAGCUCACCGGAAACGCACAGUUCGAGGGUUACAGCAUCGAUUUGAUUUACGAGAUAUCGAGAAUACUAGGAUUCAAUUAUACGUUCCGUCUGGUGCCAGAUGGACGAUACGGUUCCUACAACAAGCAGACGAAAGAGUGGGAUGGUAUGAUGAAAGAACUGCUCGAUCAGAAGGCUGAUUUAGCGAUCGCUGAUCUAACUAUCACGUACGAUCGGGAACAAGCGGUCGACUUCACAAUGCCGUUCAUGAACCUAGGUAUCAGCAUACUGUACCGUAAGCCUAUAAAGCAACCACCGAAUCUGUUCUCGUUCCUCAGCCCUCUGAGCCUGGACGUUUGGAUUUAUAUGGUGACAGCUUAUCUGGGUGUCUCGGUGCUGCUCUUCAUACUCGCCAGGUUCAGCCCCUACGAGUGGGAGAAUCCCCAUCCGUGCAACGGACAGUCCGAGGUCCUCGAGAACGAGUUCACCCUGAUGAACUCGCUCUGGUUCACCAUAGGCUCGCUCAUGCAGCAAGGCUCUGAUAUAGCGCCGAAGGCUGUGUCGACUCGUAUAGUGGCGGGUAUGUGGUGGUUCUUCACUUUGAUCAUGAUUUCUUCGUACACUGCCAACUUGGCCGCGUUCCUUACCGUCGAGAGGAUGGAUUCACCGAUCGAGAGCGCGGAGGAUCUUGCAAAGCAGACGAAAAUCAAAUACGGGGCUCUCAAAGGAGGAAGUACCGCGGCCUUUUUCCGAGAUUCCAAUUUCUCGACGUACCAGCGCAUGUGGUCCUUCAUGGAUUCGGCAAAGCCGACGGUAUUUACAACGAGCAACGUCGAGGGUGUGGAACGGGUGAUCAAGGGUAAAGGCAGUUACGCGUUCCUAAUGGAAUCCACUUCUAUCGAAUACGUAAUCGAGAGGAACUGCGAUCUGACUCAAGUUGGCGGUCUGUUGGACUCGAAGGGUUAUGGCAUAGCCAUGCCACCAAAUUCGCCGUACAGAACUGCCAUAAGCGGGGCCAUCCUGAAGCUGCAGGAAGAGGGGAAGCUGCACUUGCUGAAGACACGCUGGUGGAAAGAGAAACGAGGCGGAGGAUCUUGCAGGGACGACACGUCGAAGAGCAGUUCGACAGCGAACGAGCUGGGCUUGGCAAACGUCGGCGGUGUGUUCGUGGUUCUGAUGGGCGGGAUGGGGAUCGCUUGUGUGAUAGCGGUAUGCGAGUUCGUCUGGAAAAGCCGGAAGGUCGCCAUUGAGGAACGGCAUUUGACUGACGAAGCAACGGGCCCUAUUAAAGCCAUACAAUUAAGACCGUGCAGCAGCUUGGUCGUUUCGUCGAACUUGCAGAAAUCCGUGUGCUCGGAGAUGGCGAGCGAGCUGCGUUACGCGUUGGAUUGCGGGAACGGGACGAAAAAGCCGGUGAAGAAGACACUGUGUCAACGCGAGAGGCAGCAAUCGAAUCUGUCGAUCGUGUCCGAGGAGGGCAGGUAUCCAGAGUGCAACAAGUACAGACACUUCGUGGGGAAAGCGCCUCUGACUUGAAGCUCGCAAGCGGAUCGUUGAACACCAUGGAUGUAUGGUGAACACGUUUAAUCUAAUGAACGUUAAAUUCAAUGAACUAUAAGAAUGAUCGAUAAAUCAAUUAGCCGCGAAUCGAACUUUCUAGGCGAACGAAACUCGAGCCCUCCUUCAACUUGCUACUGCUGUUCCCUUUUUCUGUGUCUCUGGGUGUGUAUACGUCUGUUAUUAUUUUUUUAUCUUCUUCCAUCUUUUUUUUUUUUUUCUUCUCUUCACAAGUGACACGAGCAAGGUAGUUCUUCGACUAGCACUUUGUAGGGUCUACAGUCGUUUAGCCGUUAAUUGGAGCUCGUUGGAAUUUAUUGUACCGUGCGGGAGACAACGGCGCGCGCUGUUUGAGCGGAAAGAUUAACGAGCGACCUCGAGAUCCUUUGUCUUUCGUUGAGGUACUCGUGCCGGAAGAGCGUGUCUUUUAUGGAAAGGGAAGAUCGUGAACUGUCUAUGGCUGUAGCUUCUGCGGUUGAUAUAAAAUGUCGAAAGGCAGCUCCAAGUAAGAGGGUUGAAAACUGUUAACCCUUCGCUGUUCAACUUUCUAAGUGGUGGUUCUAUGUAGAGGACGUUGCAACAAGUCUGGUGUCAAGUAACUUUUUUUUUUAAUAUUAAAUUCAUUCUUCACGUUUAUUUAGUGAAAAUAGGAUUGUUUAAAAAUUGAUUUGGAAUUGCGAAGAGUUAAAAUUUAUCAAAAUUUACGAAUAUUAUAACGAUUCCAUUUUAUUCGUUUGAAACUUUUCUAAUUUCAAUUGAUUAAAACUUUUCAUUAACUCUAUUUUCAUUUUUGAUUAACUUUAUCAAACUGUUUCGCAGGUUUGAAUACACUAAAAUUGAAUGGAGCGGUAUUAUAUCGGGGUUGCAGAUUAUUCAGUGUGUCACACACAGGUGUCUCUAAUAAUUAUUUUAUUCAAUCUGGUAUUAACGAUGAAUUUACCAUUCGUUCUAACAUUAAUUUAAAACACGCGAGGUCGACACUGAAAGUUCCUUUCUCUCUUCAAAUUAUAAAUGAUAUUUAUUUAUUUCAUCCCCCUUUUAUCAAACGCUGAUAGUUUAAUUAUUCAAUUCAAUUUCGUACACAUUUUAUUAAUUUGUUUAAAAUAAACGUCGAUAUCUCCCGUACGAUAUUCGUGGCAAAUACGAGACAAUUAUUUCGACGAAUGGAAGCGAUCGUAAAGGAAAAAUAAAUUUUGUGAAACGCUACUCGAACAGUGAAAAAUAAUUUCAUUGAGGAAACGAAUCGAAAGGAUCUCUAACAUCGACCAUAUUGUUCAUUUCUAAAGAAAGUACACUAAUGUUGUUCAAUAAAUUGAAAUGCCGUCUGUUCGAUGGCGUUCAGGUACACCCCCUUAGUGUAAAUAAACAUAAUCGUUAAGAAUACGAAUUAAACGAUCGCGUCUGUGCAUUGUAAUAUAGUACGUUUACGGGAGGGCCAUUUAAUCGCGAGAGUUCGUUCAUCCGAUUAGCUAAAAUACAUUUUAAUUUAAGAUAAUGUGUCCAAUGCGAAUGAGCAUCGCAGAAACGUGUUCAUUUUGAACGUCUCAUCGACGUUACAUCGAAAGUGUAGAUAGAACAAGCAAUUUUAUGCUUUCAUUUCGUUCUAAUUCUUUGCAUUAUAAACAGUCAAAGCUUCCAGCUCUGCCGUUGUAAAGUAUAGGAUUUUAUUAAUCUAUCUACAUUCAAUUCCAGAUUCUUUUCGCUUCGGUGCUGCCUGUAAUUCUUCGAACGAGAAAAUUAAUUCCACUUUCAUGUAUUAAAAUUCAUGAAUAGAGAUGGUGGAAAUAAUAUGCAAUACCCAUUUUGAUGUUUAAUCAACGAAAUUUCAGAAAUAUUUUAAAAUUAAAAUUAUUUUUCCUGGCUUUUUAAAAAAUCACUGUUGGAUGAAAUCAUACACAACACUAAUAAUACUGAUUAAUUACUGAUUAAUAUUUCAGAUAAAUUUUCACAGCAGUAUAUAACUGGAAAUCAUGGUCACCAAUAUUAUCACCAUCAUCUCUACUUUCCUUUUGAAAAUUUCUUCUCAAUUAGUUUUCAAAACAAAUUUCAUUAUCUCGAUGCAACAUAUCGAUUCUGCUUUCCUAAUUUCCCAGCGUUCGAAGGAAUAAACUAAUUAAUAGGAUCAAUAAGGAGACUGUUUACAGGUGUUACGUUGCUGUUUGCGAAUACCACGAGCAGUAUUAAUUUCCGUCUUCCUUCUCCGAAGGGGGUAAACGCGUGCAAGUAUCGCUCGUCUUAGUCGACGGAACGAUCGAUUUCCUGAUGCAGAUUGAUCGUCGCGAUGAAAUUAUCGUCGAGAUUCGGGGUGUUCCAGAUUCCGAUAUGAUUCCGUGACUGGCGUACACGAUUUCUCAGGACACCGUGUAUACUAGUGAUUCAAAUCGUUGUUCGUUCUGCCAGUUUUUUUUACUCUCGACUCGAUCACCUGCCAAAUGUGAAUGCGUGAAUUUGUGGAUGCGUGGGCGCGUGUCUGUGUGUGUGUACAGUGAAUCAAAAUCGUAAACGUACAAACGCGAAAAAGACCCGUAUAAAUGACACACCGCGUAUCAGUCGCAAUUUGUAAAUAAAUUUGUCUGUAACGCGUACACUGCGUUCACGUCUAAACGAGUUUGUUAAGAGCCUAUUGAUUAUACUUCUUACGUAAAGUGUACUACCGAGCAUCAUAUUAUACGUGAAAUAAACUCAUCGUCUGUAAAUUCUCUA